Molecule: messenger RNA, 1566 nt
Organism: Sphenostylis stenocarpa
Lineage: Eukaryota; Viridiplantae; Streptophyta; Magnoliopsida; Fabales; Fabaceae
Source: the annotation of a GenBank genome assembly
AUGGAGCAAGACAGUUCUAUUGGAAAAGUAAUAAAGUUCUCACAUGUUCUGGCUGCCUCCUUCGCCGGUCUAAUUGCCGCCGCCACCGCAUCCAGCUACCGGCGGGCACCGUCGACGGUGGUGGGAGAGCAGAAGAAGGUGAUCCCCCUCCUACGUAGGACGGAAUCUGGCCAUUCAGGAGAGAUCGAGAAGUUCUCCGACUAUGUUGCAAGGCAAAUGGGAUUUGAAGAUGCUAGUGAGGUUCCAGAGCUAUGCAUAUUGGCUCAAGAGUAUUUGAGAAAAUCCAAAGGGUGCGAUGAAAACAUCUAUGAAUAUAUUUCCAGUGCCAAUGGGGAGAACACUGAUUCUCUAUAUAUGAAAUUGGUUGAUGAGUUUGAGAGAUGCAUUCUCAGUUAUUUAGCAUUUCACUGGAACCAAGCUACAUCUGUCAUUAGUCAGGUUUUGAGUGUCGAGUCUCCGCAGAAAAAAAAGCUCAAGGGAAUUCUAUUGGCAGCUACAAGGAAACAAAGGUUCGAGAAAAUAAGUAAUAAUCUGAAGGUGACUAGAGUGUUCUCUACUUUGGUGGAAGAAAUGAAAGCAAUAAAUGGUGACUCGCAAUAUUCAGAUGUGAUGGUGCCCAUGGCCCUGAGUGAGAGGAGUCCAGUGCUGCUGUUUAUGGGAGGUGGCAUGGGAGCUGGAAAGAGCACAGUUCUUAAAGACAUUCUUAAAGAACCAUUUUGGUCAGGAGCAGCUACAAAUGCUGUGGUGGUUGAGGCAGAUGCCUUUAAGGAGAGUGACGUAAUAUAUAGGGCCCUUAGCUCCAGAGGUCACCAUGAUGACAUGCUCCAAACUGCUGAAUUGGUGCAUCAAUCGUCCACUGAUGCUGCAUCAUCUCUGCUAGUGACAGCUCUAAAUGAGGGUAGAGAUGUAAUCAUGGAUGGCACCUUAUCAUGGGAGCCAUUUGUGGAGCAGACUAUUGCUAUGGCAAGAAAUAUUCACAAAUACAGGUACAGAAUGGGAGUAGGGUAUAAAGUAGCUGAAGAUGGGACAGUCACUGAAAAUUACUGGGAGCAAGUAAAUAACGCAGAAGAAGAACAUCAAUCAGAGGAUUUUUCUAAUGGAGAACCACGCACGCGAAAGCCUUACAGAAUUGAGCUAGUUGGCGUGGUUUGUGAUGGCUACCUUGCUGUUGUUAGAGGCAUAAGGAGAGCUAUUAUGACAGGAAGGGCAGUGAGGGUGAAUUCACAAUUGAAAUCUCACAAAAGAUUUGCUAAUGCAUUUCCAAGAUAUUGCGAACUUGUUGAUAAUGCCAGGCUCUAUUGCACAAAUGCUAUUGGUGGUCCACCAAAGCUCAUAGGGUGGAAGGAUGGUGAUCACAAUCUACUAGUGGAUCCCGUAGAUAUCAAAUGCUUGAAAACGUUAGGCAGUUUGAAUGCUGAAGCUGAUUCUAUCUACGAACUUCACAAAGAAUCCAACCCCAUAACGGAACCUGGUUCAGUUUGGAGUGAUAUUGUUCUGUCACCUUCAAGGACAAGUGAUCAGAAAGAAUUGAGGGAAUUCAUUCAGAAAAUAGAGAAACCAUCCUAA